GCCAGGUGACAGUUAAUGGCGACGGCCGCCUGAGGCGGGCGGCAGAGUAGGGCUGCAGGACACGCGUGGCGGAACAUUCCGGCCCGCCGCUCCUGUCCGACUGCGGCUUCCCGGCGGUUGCAGGGCUCCGCAGGGGCUUGGCUCUCCAUGGACAGGCCAGUGGCGGCGGCGGCGGCGGCGGGCUGUGAGGGCGCUGGGGGCCCGGGCCCGGGACUGGCGAGCGGCAGGAGGCCCCCUCGGGCCUCUGGGGGCGCCGCUGCCGGCUCCCGGCAACCCAGCGUGGAGACCCUGGACAGUCCUACAGGGUCACAUGUUGAAUGGUGUAAACAGCUUAUAGCUGCUACAAUUUCUAGUCAGAUUUCAGGUUCAGUGACAUCAGAAAAUGUAUCCAGAGAUUAUAAGGUUUUCAGGAGGCCUGAUAUAAGGAAUAUUCAUAAAGCAAGACAAAGAUUGGAGAUACAGGAAGAACACAAUGGCUACCCUUCUGAAGCUGAAGCUGAUCAGGCUCUAAGGGAUGGAAAUAAGUUGGCACAGAUGGAAGAAGCGCCACUUUUUCCAGGAGAAUCAAUUAAGGCUAUUGUGAAAGAUGUCAUGUAUAUCUGCCCAUUUAUGGGAGCAGUGACUGGAACCCUGACUGUGACGGACUUUAAGAUGUACUUCAAAAACGUAGAGAGGGAUCCACAUUUUAUCCUUGAUGUUCCCCUUGGAGUGAUCAGCAGAGUUGAGAAGAUUGGUGUGCAGAGUCAUGGGGACAAUUCUUGUGGUAUAGAGAUCGUGUGCAAGGAUAUGAGGAACUUGCGACUUGCUUAUAAACAGGAGGAACAGCGUAAACUUGGAAUAUUUGAAAACCUCAACAAACAUGCAUUUCCUCUUUCCAAUGGGCAGGCACUAUUUGCAUUCAGUUAUAAAGAAAAAUUUCCAAUUAAUGGCUGGAAAGUUUAUGAUCCAGUAUCUGAAUAUAAGAGACAGGGCUUGCCAAAUGAGAGUUGGAAAAUAUCCAAAAUAAACAGUAAUUAUGAGUUCUGUGACACCUACCCUGCCAUCAUUGUUGUGCCAACUAGUGUAAAAGAUGAUGACCUUUCAAAAGUGGCAGCCUUUCGAGCAAAAGGCAGAGUCCCUGUGUUGUCAUGGAUUCAUCCGGAGAGUCAGGCAACAAUUACCCGUUGCAGCCAGCCACUGGUGGGUCCCAAUGAUAAACGCUGCAAAGAGGAUGAAAAAUACUUGCAAACAAUAAUGGAUGCUAAUGCACAGUCCCACAAACUUAUUAUCUUUGAUGCCCGACAAAACAGUGUUGCUGAUACCAACAAGGCAAAGGGUGGAGGAUAUGAAAGUGAAAGUGCUUACCCUAAUGCCGAGCUUGUAUUCUUGGAGAUCCACAAUAUUCAUGUGAUGAGAGAGUCACUACGGAAAUUAAAAGAGAUCGUGUACCCUUCCAUUGAUGAGGCACGGUGGCUAUCCAACGUGGAUGGGACACAUUGGCUGGAAUAUAUAAGGAUGCUUCUUGCUGGGGCAGUAAGAAUUGCUGAUAAAAUUGAAUCUGGGAAAACCUCUGUGGUGGUGCACUGCAGCGAUGGUUGGGACCGAACAGCCCAGCUCACAUCUUUGGCGAUGCUGAUGUUGGACAGUUAUUACAGGACCAUUAAAGGAUUCGAAACUCUCAUAGAAAAGGAGUGGAUAAGCUUCGGACAUAGGUUUGCACUGCGAGUGGGCCAUGGUGAUGACAACCAUGCUGAUCCUGACCGAUCUCCUAUAUUCCUUCAAUUUAUUGAUUGUGUUUGGCAAAUGACAAGACAGUUUCCUUCAGCAUUCGAGUUUAAUGAACUAUUCUUGAUUACAAUUCUGGAUCACCUUUAUAGCUGUCUCUUCGGGACCUUUCUGUGUAACUGUGAACAACAGCGGCUCAAAGAGGAUAUAUAUACAAAGACUAUAUCUUUAUGGUCUUAUAUCAAUAGCCAGCUAGAUGAAUUUUCUAAUCCCUUCUUUGUGAAUUAUGAAAACCAUGUGUUAUAUCCUGUUGCUAGUCUGAGUCAUUUGGAAUUAUGGGUGAACUAUUAUGUACGAUGGAAUCCACGAAUGAGACCACAGAUGCCAAUUCACCAGAAUCUCAAGGAGCUGCUGGCUGUCAGGGCUGAGCUGCAGAAGCGGGUGGAGGAUCUGCAGCGGGAGGUGGCCACACGUGCCGUCUCAUCCUCGUCUGAGCGGGGCUCCUCGCCCUCCCACUCAGCCACUCCUGUCCACACCUCAGUCUGAUGAGCAAGGCCAGUGUCUCGGGCCAUCUUGCUGCUCCACCAUCUCCCAGGCGGCUCAAGAACCUGGUCAUUACUGUUAGGGCUGUAACUUGUGAUCUUGUCUCUUAGGAUUAGGCCCAGGGACCAUCUGUGUGGCUAGGUGGCAGCUCCCACUGUCAGUAAAUGCUUUUUGUUUUGUGACCAGCCUGCGACCCUCGUGUAGCCGGAUUCACAGGGGAGCCACCUGUCACACACACCCUGUGAACCACCUUCCUCUCCUAUGGACAGUGUGGGGGAAAUUUGAGUGGAUGCAGCGCAGCACUUAGGCUUAGAACAUCUCACGCCAUUUCUUUCCAAGUUAAACUCUUCAUAGAAAAAACAUCCUUCACUUGAAAGACCACACUGCCAGGCAUGUGGCUUCUUUCAGCUCUUUGCCACAACUUGAAAACUGUUUUUAAAUGAAAUGUUUUGGGGAAUAUAGACAAUUGCCAUCUAGUCAACAGUUACCUUCAUGCAAGGGGUCUUCCUGCACCAAUUACUCUUGUGUACAUAUAAGGUAUUUUUUAAAAAGAGAAACAUGCCUUUAUUUUCCUAUGUCCUUUUUUAUGUUUAGAAUAGUCACCUGAGGGGGGAUUUGCUUAACUGGACUAUGUGAUAAAUUCUUUCCAAAUGAACUUCAUGCUGACUUUGGUGUGGUACAUUUGAAAUAAGCUUUGGAUGUGGUCAUUUCAAUGGCAAUGUGUUAUUGACCUCAACCAAACUCUGUACUUGCCUCCUGAGGUGGCCCAGUCCAUUCACAGGGAGCAAUGGGUGCCUCAGGACAGCAAGAAUUAGGUUAUGCUGAGAACUCAGACAGCUGUGCCUAAGUGCUGGCCUCCCAGACAGCUCCUUCAAGAGCAGCGCCUAUUGAUAAUUUCUGGGCUGUUUCUGCAGCCCACCAUCUCUCGACAGAUGCCAGGCAUCUGUAUCAAAGCAAGGCUGCUUUCUUGUCCAGUGAUUUGCCUGGACAAAAUAAUAUUUGUCAUUUUAUCACAACCCUUUCACAUCAGUUUAUUCACAAGACUGCCUGUCCAUAUUUUCAAGCAACCACUGUGCCAUGGCUGAGGUUUGCUAGAGCAGAGCACACUUUUCCCUUGGUUCUUCCUUCUCAGAGCCAGCCUCAGUUAGGCAAGCUUCUCUCCAUCGUUCUGCACCUUCACUUAAUGAAUUUAAGCUCUGUGAUUCUGUGAGUCCUUGUAAGAAUGAAUUUAUGAUCAACUCUUAGCUCCUUCGUGUGGGGUGCCAGCAUCCCUCCACCAAGUGCUGUGCCCAUUUCUGCAAAUCACCAGACCCCUACCUGCAGCAGGAGGUAAGAUUACUCUCUGAAGCUUAAAGGGUCAGCCUCGGAACUACUGUUUUGCACCCUCUUCUGGUUGGUGUCAAGUUGCUGAAUGCCACACAGAGUCCUACAUGUUGACCUUACUUUUUAAAAUAUAUUCCUAAAAAAGGUUUUCUAUGGUCAAAUAUAGAGAAUAGAUUUUUUUUUCAACUUGCAACCUUCUGAUUCUUACAGAAAAUUAUUCUUCCAGAAGAUACUAGAAAUAUUUAUUGAAGAUAAUUUGAUAACCUCAAAUUCUCAAUUCUUAUCAUCUGGGGGAUUUGUUGCUAAAUCAUAGCUUAAUUAACGUUUACUUUUGAUUUAUGUUCCCAACACAUCCAAAAGCUGAUUUAUAAACUAUUAUUCAUUGAUGCACUGAUUUUUUUUAAAAUGGAGAUAUUUCCCAUUUUUAUUCCCCUGGAAAAAUAUAAUUCCCCAGCCGUACUAGAGCUGUUUUUAUAGUGGAGUGGAUGAUGCUUUUGGCAGAAUCAGAGAAGCCAAGAGUGCUAAUUCUUGGUGAGGUGAGCUGGCUGGUAUGGGUGGAGUGGGAGCUGCCCCCUGCCAAGCUGCAUGCUCCCUCACCUGGGUGGUCUCUGCCAGCCAGAUCCCUCGAAACUCCCAUUUGAU
This is a messenger RNA of Urocitellus parryii (Arctic ground squirrel), 4212 nucleotides long. It is a transcript of the gene Mtmr1, whose product is annotated as myotubularin related protein 1. Gene Ontology annotation, cellular component: membrane; cytoplasm. NCBI's taxonomy places the organism in Eukaryota, Metazoa, Chordata, Mammalia, Rodentia, Sciuridae. Gene Ontology annotation, biological process: phosphatidylinositol dephosphorylation. The record is from RefSeq and is a predicted model, not a curated record. Gene Ontology annotation, molecular function: phosphatidylinositol-3-phosphate phosphatase activity; phosphatidylinositol-3,5-bisphosphate 3-phosphatase activity.